Messenger RNA from Cyprinodon tularosa, 7464 nucleotides. It is a transcript of the gene frmpd1b, whose product is annotated as FERM and PDZ domain containing 1b. Gene Ontology annotation, cellular component: cytoskeleton. Gene Ontology annotation, molecular function: protein binding. The coding region runs from base 430 to 5544 and encodes 1704 amino acids. The record is from RefSeq and is a predicted model, not a curated record. Lineage: Eukaryota; Metazoa; Chordata; Actinopteri; Cyprinodontiformes; Cyprinodontidae. The transcript has 17 exons.
GAGGGAGGGGGUGGGUUAUUUCUGAGCACAGGGCCGCGGAUUAAAGCCCAGAGAGUCGCUGCGCGAUGACAGCAUCCAGGAUACAGCCAGCACCACCACCACCAUCCUCUGCUCCGGCCGGACGCCGCUGAUUUCUCCCAUCCCAUCACCGAACCCCCCCCCCUCCCUGUUUGGGAUUCUCCGGAUCACCGAUCUUUUUUGGGGAGGAGGGGGGGAUUAAACCCCCCUCCAGACUCCCCGGUCCGUCCGUCUGUGUCGUCUUCAGACCACGAGGUGGCGGCUCCAGAUUAAGAUUAGGCCCCAAUGAUUGCAAAGACCCGUCUCCACCGUUUUUCAGCCAACCCUGGAGCGGUCACAGAGCUGAUGUCUGACAGGACAAGGGGACAUGCUUGUUUUGGAGCCCUGAAGAGGAAAGCCACAUCUCAAUAAAUGGAGGAGAAUGAGCGAUGUAGGAGCAGGUCUCCGGCUCGGAGGACCAGUCGGGUGCAGCAGGUGGUGGGAACCAUAAUACGGCGUACUCGGGAGUCCCUGAGCAGGGAACGUCUGCUGGGCGAUGGAAGGUCACAGCGCUCUAACAGUCUGUCCAGUCAGAGCUUCCAGGCCAAACUGACGCUGCAGAUCACCAGAGACCCUGUCCUGGACCGCAGCACCGGACAUGGCUUCACUCUCACCACAGACGCCCCCCUGCUGGUCAGGGAUGUUGCUCCAGGAAGCCCUGCAGAUGGGAUCCUGUACCCAGGGGACCAGGUGCUGCAGAUAAAUGAAAAAGUGAUGGAGGAUUUGAGUGCAGAGCAGGUGGAAAACAUCUUGAGGGACCUGGAGGAUUGCAUCAAUGUGACUAUUCUGCGGCACAUGACAAAUCCCAAGUCAUCCAUUAUGUCAGCUGAGAAGAGAGCUCGUCUGAGGAGUAAUCCAGUUAAAGUGCGCUUUGCAGAGGAGGUGGUAGUCAAUGGACACACUCAGGGAAACUCUCUUCUCUUCCUUCCCAAUGUUUUAAAAGUCUAUCUAGAGAAUGGACAGACCAAGGCCUUUAAGUUUGACAAUACAACCACUGUCAAGGACAUUGUUCUGACACUAAAGGAAAAACUCUCCAUGCGAGUGAUUGAGCACUUUGGUCUGGUACUAGAGCAGCAGUAUAGCAUCGCCAAACUAUUGCUACUGCAUGAAGAUGAGCUCAUUCAAAAGGUGGUGCAGAAAAAAGACUCGCAUGAUUACAGAUGCCUGUUCAGGGUUUGUUUCAUUCCCAGAGACCCCUCGGACAUGCUACAAGAAGACCCCUUGGCCUUUGAGUAUCUCUUUUUGCAGAGCGUUGGAGAUGUGCUACAGGAACGUUUCGCCGUGGAGAUGAAGUGCAACACGGCGCUACGCCUCGCUGCACUGCACAUGCAUGAGAGACUUGAUAGCUGUGGACAAACCCGGGCCUCUAUCAAGAGCAUUACGAAGGAGUUUGGUCUGGACAGCUUUAUCUCACCCACACUGCUGAGCAACAUGAGGGAGAAGGACCUAAGGAAAGCAAUCAGCUACCACCUCAAAAAGAUCCAGUCCCUGCUUGAGCCGCGGCAGAAGGUCAUAUCUGCUACUCAGGCUCGAUUGGCCUACCUUACUCAGCUUGGAGAACUUAUUUCCUAUGGUGGACGCUCUUACACAGCUACAAUGAUGCUUCAGGACAGGGAAGUGCUGGUCAGCCUGCUGGUAGGAGCCAAAUAUGGAUUGAGUCAAGUCAUUAACCACAAGCUCAACAUGAUAUCCACCUUGGUUGAGUUCAGCAGCAUCAGCCGAGUGGAGCUGCUAUCCGAGUCAGAAAAAGUCAGCCUGCUGCGCAUUUCACUGCAUGAUAUGAAGCCAUUUGCCUUACUGAUGGAUUCUGUGGCAGCCAAAGACUUAGGGUGUUUGCUGGGAGGCUACUGCAAACUCCUGGUGGAUCCAAGUGUUAAUGUCUUCCGUCUGGGGCGCCCGAAAGUCAGGGUGCACCGGAUUCCUGCUGAAGAAGGUGUGUGUGGGAGGUUCGCCGUAAUAGAGGGCGUGUGCUAUGAAUCCCUAUCAAGUUAUGUGUCUCGCUGCUGCAGUGAUUCAGAUGACUCAACAGAUGACGAUGACCCUAUGGAUUCCCAGAGUUACAAAGGCUCAGAUCACACAAGCACAGACUGGGAAGAAAGGAGAAGAGAGGAGGAGGAAAAGAGGAAAGAUGAAGAAAGAAAAGAGAGGGAAGAACACGAAGGCAAACAGGAAGUAAAAAUAAUAGUUACAACAGAAGGCAAGGAAAAUGAAAGCGAAGAGGAAGAAGGUGCAACAGGAAGUGGUCUUCGUAAAUUUAAUGUUGUUGAUGAAGAAAUGAACCUAGAGACCAGCUGGUACCACACUGACCUAAGAGUCACUAGUAGCUUCUCAAGCUUGUCCAGCAGCUCCUUGAGCACUGCCCUGGAGGAAAGCAGUGCUGCAGCCAAAGCCCCUUCUCGCUUAGACGCUCUUCGCGGGUCAAGCCCAUGCGAAGAUCCUUCAAACUUGAGCGUCCACCACCCCUACCUACUUGAUCCAAAGCGUCAAGUGCCCCUUCGACCCACAAAUCUGAACUACCGUGGCAAUGAUAACUCUUUCCUCUGCUUUGCUGAACUCUCCAAGGAUGAUUUCUUGCCAAGUCCAGCAGGCGCUACAAGUGAAGAUGAUGAUGAGGAGGAGGAGGAGGAGGAAGAGGGAGACCUGGGCAUCCAUCAACUCAGACGCAUUUCUAAGAUUCCUAGUUCAAGGGAUCUGAGAAUGAUUGACAGCACACCUUUUGAAAGAUUGCCCAUUAAAAGAAAGAAAAAGAUUCCCCCCAAAGUUCCAUUAAGAACGAGUUCUAUUCCUGGUAAUAAAUCUGCACAAGCCGAGCAUCGCUUGUCUAAAGAUGAGGACGGCCUUUUUCUUACUCCCUCACCCAACCCAAAACCAGCUCUUUUGUUAAAGGACAAUGUCUCAGAAUCAGAAGAUGAGUUUUUUGACGCACAGGAGAGAUUUACUCCACCAGUUCCAGAUCUGUCAGAUGCUGAGCUGGCUGAUCGGAAAAAUGCUAAUCGCUUGAGUGGAACCUGGAAUAGUCUUCAAUCUGUCUCAAGAAAAGAACCACCAUCCCCCCUUGCUAAUAAACCUCGAUCCCCUAAAAUAAAAAAGGAAUCUGAGUUGCUAAAAGACUCUACAAAUCAACUUUUUCAACAACCAUCCAGUCCCUCAAAGCCGUCUCAGAAAUCUGAAGCUAAAGUGAAACCACCACUGGCACCUAAACCCCAACUACCUCCCAAACCUCAGAUGAUCCCUCCCAAGUCACCCCAACAUGGACGAUCAUAUGCCCAGUGCAACGGGGAUGCUCCUGGACGUUUGUCUUCUGAACUUUUGGAAAUGGAGCCAGAUACAAUGGAGUUCAAGUCUGUCACAUUGGGUGGAUUGCCUGUCUCCUCGUCAAUUAUUACAGCAGUGAGAUGUUACAAACAGCCUGUAACCAACACAACACCACAAAAUGAGGAAAACACUAUUAAAAAGGAAAUCUUACAGAAAAACAAAAAUCUUGUGUGUGAGAAUGGGUUACAGGGUAUUCCUAAUGACAAUAAAAUUAUUGAAGAUAAAAAAGAAACAGAAAAGGUUGAUGAGAACGUCAAUGGACCUAACAUUUUAACGAAAGGUCCACCCAGCUCCCAUUCUGUCCCACGCUCUAAUUCAGGGACAAAGCUUGCUGUUCCCCCUCCAGUUCCCCCCAAACCUACAUGUUCUAGCAGUUUUCAUCCUUUAUCGCUACCUGCUAGCUCCCCUGUCUCUCCUACUGAUCCAAAUAAAGGGAUUUUUAAGGAUACAGUCAGUACACCAAAUGGAAUCCACCCUUGGAGUAGUCGCAAUGGCAGCAUCCAGUCAGGGCCUAGGAGGGUUUCUCUGAGCCAUGAGAGCCUAUCACCUAAAAAUGCAGAUGCACCACUCACAAUUACCACCUCACCCUCCUCUGUGGAUUGUAAAGGUGUUGGGGGCCUUGAAAGCAAAGAGCCUGGUCGAUCUGGUUCAGGAUCCGAUCUGAGAACUAGCUCUUCUAGUUUGGGAGGAAGACUACCAGCUUCUGCUCUGAGAGGAAGGAUCCAGUCUUUGCCCUGGUACAUGACUCGUUCCCAAGAGAUUCUUGGAAAUUUGGACUAUCCCUCAACAAGUUCUAUCAAUGGAGACACCUCUGGUUUUGGCUCUGGUUUGUCUGUUGCAAGUGGCCUAUCAGACUUAAAUAAAACCCCUGUCAAGGACACGGAUACAGUUGCAUCAAAAUCAGGAAGUAAAGGAAGCAUCUUAGAUGAUGGAGCAGAGGUUGUCAUCGCAACCAUCAGACAGGCUCCAGAGGUAAGUUCACAUAUGAAAAAGGCAAGUGGAACAAAUGGCUCACACCCAAAUCUGAGUUUCAGAGAUAUAAGUCCACAUAGUGGCUGUGUUUCUUCAGAGCAGCCACAGUCACGAACUCACUCAGCUGUGGGGCUGGGUGGUGUAACAAGCAUGCAGAUUGGAGGCGACUCCCCAACCUCCUCUGGAGCAGACACUACUCCUCCACAGCAACAUCGGGAGUCUUGUGGUUGUCACACCGUUUAUGCCAACUGUUUUAGUGGAGACACUGAGGAAGGGGUGAGCUUUGAUGAGGAACUUACUGUUUAUGAAUUCUCUCGCCGUAUACGCCCCAAACCUGCUCAAGCAUCUUCUCCAACCACACCUGCUCCAAAACCCAACAUUCUCUCACUUUUGAAGGACAACCCUCGACCACUGUCUACCUUCUCCACUGCAUCCUCUGAACUGAGUCCACUCGUUUCGUGUCCAGUUUCCCCUACAGUUUCACUCAGUGGUCGUCUGCGUUCCCUUUCUAACAAGAACUAUGGGGGGCUAAGGGGUGGUUUUGCCUCUCUGCGUGAAGACAUAGAUCAACUUCUUCUAGUAUUAGACAGGGACGGGCUUGACCAGCCUCAGCAACACUCAAAAUUGGAGACCACAGACCUAAAUCACAAUGGAACACAAGACAAUAUGGCUUCAGGUAAAAGUUGCACAGGGGUAAGUCCUGUCAUCAUGACAGAGCCUGAAAAAAGUCUUCUCCAGGCAGAGGCUCGUCGACUAGCAUCUGGAUGCCAGCGAGCGACGCGUGUUGGUUGGGCUCCGGAUGAGGCUCUGCGUUCUUUAACUACUAGUUUUAGCGCCCUGGUUCAGCUGUCAGCUGCCUGCCUGAAAACAAACCCCUGUCCUGGUUGUGAGGUCUGCAAUAAAGCAAGACUAGUUGACAAAGAUGAGGACGAUGAUGGCCAGCAGCCUAUGGAGAAGUUGAAGGAGAUAGUUGGUCUGUAUAGAGAGUUUGUCGGGGCGGUUGAAACAGCUGGGACUGGCGGUGUUAAUGGUGGUAGAAAUGUGGGGUCUGGACAGAGUCAAGGGGAGGAAGAUGGCGUAAGGCUGCUAGCCAAACGCUGCACUCUGCUCAUCUCAUCCGUAUUCGCGCUCACACAACUUUUCCGGUCACGCACACUGGAAACCACGGACACACCUGGCCGUGUACCUCUCAAUUUUUGACCCAAACAUUAAGACUCAUAAAACAAUGGACUCCAGAACUGAGACGAGGAAACUGCACAGAACAAAUUGGUUUGUUACUCUAGUAUUUUUGUACAAGUGCCAUGCACACAACACAAUACACAUACUGACACCUCACAUAAUCCUAGAGGAGAGAUGUCUGCCUCUCUUUGUAACACAUGUGGACUAUGCAUUUGUAGAUAUGAAUUUUAUAAUUACUUUAUUCUCUUAUUUUAUGAUACAACACCUGUAUGUAUGUGCUAAAUAUCCAUGUACGUAUUUAUGUAUUUAUUUUUACAAUGGUUGCACCACUAUUUGUCAUGUGCAGAUCUCUGGUGAGUAAAACCUAAACAAAUGGAUGUCACUGGAUUUUUUAAUUUUAUUUUCUCCGUCUCUGAGACAGUAUUAUGUUAUCCUUUGCUGCUUCUAAAAACAAUCUUCGCUCUACAAGGUGUAAUCUGUAAAUUGUCUAUCUAAGUUUAUUGACUAGUACAUUUACUUACAACACAGAGAAUAUACUUUGUUACAGUUUUGAACUAUAGUAAUUAACCGUUAUUUUUUUUGUAUGUGUAAGGUUUACACCUUUUUUAAGGGUUUGAUUUAUAAACCUUCCAGUUUCAAAUAAAUGUGGUACCAAACUCUACCAUUAUACAGCAGGGAGAGCACUUUUGACUGUUACAGAUUGCACCUUUUUGUGAGACAUAACCUUUUAUGAAAUGUUUUUAUUUUGUCCUUUUCCCUGUCCAGAUUAUUCUGUGUAGUUUCUUGGUAUUAUUCCCUUUUCCCACCUGUAUGCAGUAUUAUAACAUUGUUAUUGUUUUCAUCCAAAUGUCUACAUUUAUAUGUUUUCUGGAUAUGUGGGGAUGGGGGCUUAGGCAGUGAAACAGUGGACCUUAUUUAUGUAGUUGGCACAAGGGUGACUGUUAAACUCUGUCCAGAUGUAGCAAAGAUCCAAAGUCUUAAAACCACUGAGCCAGAACUGUUCCUGCUUUGGAUUCCUCUUUGUAAAACACUUUAUCAAUUACAAACUGAAAGAUUUACUGACAGUGGUGAGAAAUGAAGAAAUACAUCUGUGUCCUACCUUAGUUUAUGCCUAUGCAAACAUAAACUCCUUAGCCCAUGCACACUAUUGUAUGCUGAUUUUAUCGUUUUCAAUGUGAGCAUUAAAACAAACAACAGACGCAUUAUAUUUCUGUGAAUAUAAUGUGCAUUUUCUUUGUUUAAAAUGUCAGAUUUUCAUCUUGCUUUGUGGAAACUGCCUGCAUUACGACUUGCAACAAUAUGCAAAGCUGCAUGAUAUUUGCAACCGUCAAUGUAAAGACUCCUGUCUGUAAUGAUCUCUGUGAAUCGCCGCUAAAAUUAUUACAUUGCUCUAUCAUUUGAUGUAGCGUUCGCUAAUCAGCUCGCCAUUUAUAAGACACGCUGCCAAGUCCUGGAUGAGCCAUCCACCAUGAAGGAUUUACUCAAGCCACUUUUGAAAACAGGAAGGUACUUAAGACUAAUCAGUCAGUAGCUGCUCCUGUAAAUAUGAUAAGGGGAUUAGAUAAAUAAAGGCUGUUUAACUGUGUAUAGGUGGCUGGUGAGGAGAGGUAUUUCUUUUUUCCAAAAUGACAAGGGAAAACUUUGUGAAGGGUAUGAAGGUAAAUCUACUAUUUGAGACUUUCAGCUACAUUGUCUUCAGGUAGCUUUACCCAUGACUGCACUAACAAACCAUUCUGUGAUGUUCCAAGUGUUUUUGCCUUCUUUUGUUCAUCAGACAGGCUCACAGAACAAUGAGAGUCUGUUACACUCUUCUGUCUUCAUGCACAAAAGUUCCUAUAAAACAUGUUUCUACCCAGGAGAUCCCAUUUCCAUAUUUGCAUCCAACAUAGCCAAUGUAACAAAACGUGUACUCUUUGGGAAUAAAUGACACACUGACCUUAA